Messenger RNA from Clavispora lusitaniae ATCC 42720, 711 nucleotides. RefSeq names its product phosphatidylinositol N-acetylglucosaminyltransferase. Gene Ontology annotation, biological process: GPI anchor biosynthetic process. The record is from RefSeq and is a predicted model, not a curated record. Gene Ontology annotation, cellular component: glycosylphosphatidylinositol-N-acetylglucosaminyltransferase (GPI-GnT) complex. Lineage: Eukaryota; Fungi; Ascomycota; Pichiomycetes; Serinales; Metschnikowiaceae.
AUGUCUUCUGCUAAGAACUACUCCCUUGAAGUGUCGCCAGACGAACACAACCGUGUGGUGACCUUCACAGUCAAGAAACACCCUUCGCUAUUUUUGACAUAUGUGCGUACUCCCUUGGCCACGGUUCUUUUGGCAUUCCUUGUGCCGAAGGCAGUUGCAGGCGUGUCGGGCGCCUUCGAAUGGAAACUCUGGAGUUUCUUUCAACAACCCGGCUGGUCCAGUGUCUUGUUGCAUCAGUACAUACUAUGGUUUAUCCAAGGCGGAUAUUCGCAACACGUCGAAUGCAUUGUGACGCUUUUGAUAGGUGUCAUUGCUGCAGCCCUUUUGCUGUUGCAGGAACCCUCAGACAGCAUGGUUGUCAUGGCAAACUUGGGAGUGCAGCUCAGCAGCAAAUCCAGGUGGAGGUUUUUGAACCGCCGCAGUAACAAGGAGUUCAUUCCUCUCUCGAACAUCAUCGACCUUGUCAUUCACGAGGGGUUCCAUGGUUAUGGCCAGGUCAUCUUUUACAUGUGCAUUUUGACAAAGGCGAAGAGUAAUAGCAGUGACGAAGGCAACGGCGUCAAUGUGGUGUUUCCGAAUUUUCUCCCACGGAAGGACAUUCUAAUUCAGGUCUGGAGACAUAGCCGAAAAAUUCUCUAUGGUGAUCAGAGACGCCACUUUAGACACAUUCCAGGAUACGGUUUGAAGGAGGUGCAGCAUUUGCACGAAUAG